AUGGCGGAAACAAAUCAAGUGGAAAUAGCAGAAGAAUCACAAACUACAGAUGUAGAAACUAAGCUGAAAGAGCGAAAGAUAUCAUGGGCAAACCUGCGUCGCGUCGACUCGCUCAAUUUGGAGGCUGGAAGAGUUUCCAUGUCGCACGGCCACACCGCUAAGAUCGAUUGGAUGAGGACGUUGAGCUUGGCAUUUCAAAGCAUUGGAGUGGUGUAUGGAGACAUAGGAACCUCUCCACUUUACGUAUACGCAAGCACUUUCACCGACGGUACUAUUCACAAAAACGAGGACCUUCUUGGGGUAUUCUCCCUAAUCAUCUAUACCAUAGUGCUCGUGCCAAUGAUUAAGUACGUCUUCAUCGUGCUCAGAGCCAACGAUCAUGGUGAUGGUGGAACAUUUGCACUCUAUUCAUUGAUAUGCCGAUAUGCAAAGGUGAGCUUAAUUCCAAAUGACCAGCCAGAGGACAGCCAACUAUCCAACUACAAGCUUGACACGCCAUCCAAUCAGUUGUGGCGGGCUCAAGUGAUUAAAGAGAAGAUGGAAAGUAGUAAAACCAUUAAAAUCAUACUUUUCCUAGUAACCAUUCUGGGAACUUCCAUGGUCAUUGGAGAUGGCGUUCUGACUCCAUGCAUUUCAGUUCUUUCAGCAGUUAGUGGGAUCAAGUCUCUUGGUGAAGAUACCGUUGUGGGUAUUUCGAUUGCAAUCUUGAUUGUCCUAUUCACUGUUCAGCGUUUUGGAACUGACAAAGUGGGCUUUGCUUUCGCCCCCGUUAUCUUCUUGUGGUUUUCAUUCAUUGGUGGAAUUGGUCUUUUCAAUUUGUUCAAACAUGAUCUUGGUGUAUUACGUGCCUUCAACCCAAAAUAUAUAAUCGAUUACUUCAAAAGAAAUGGCAAGCAAGGAUGGAUUUCACUUGGUGGAGUGGUUCUAUGCAUUACAGGGACUGAAGCUAUGUUUGCUGAUCUGGGUCACUUUAGCGUCCGUGCAAUUCAAAUUAGUUUUUCCAGCAUAGUGUUUCCUGCAUUACUAGCUGCAUAUGGUGGGCAAGCAGCAUACCUUACCAAAUUUCCGAAUGACGUGUCUGAUACCUUCUACAAGUCCACGCCAGAUCCAUUAUAUUGGCCAAUGUUUGUUAUUGCUGUUGCUGCUGCAAUUAUUGCUAGCCAAGCCAUGAUAUCAGGAGCAUUUGCAAUAGUUUCUCAAUCGCUGUCUCUCAAUUGUUUUCCCAGGGUUAAGAUUGUUCACACUUCUGCUAAGUAUGAGGGUCAGGUUUACAUACCUGAGGUCAACUACAUGCUUAUGGUUGCUUGUGUAAUCGUCACUUUGGCAUUCAGGACAACUGAAAAGAUCGGGCAUGCCUAUGGUAAGCAACCAGGAAAUUCAAUUUCAGCGGCUCAAUUUGGUGGGUACCUUCCACUAGCAUUAUCUUUGUUCUUGAUGAUGGCCAUGGCGAUAUGGCAUUAUGUGCACAGAGAAAGGUACAUAUACGAGCUUAGAAACAAGGUCUCUAGCGAAUAUAUCAGACAACUGGCGGCAAAGGCAAAUAUGAACCAGCUACCAGGAAUAGGACUUUUGUACUCUGAGCUUGUGCAGGGCAUUCCUCCAAUAUUCCCUCACUUCAUUUCCAACAUACCUUCCACGCAUUCAGUUCUAGUGUUUGUUUCAAUUAAGUCUAUUCCAAUAAGUAAAGUGGCACUGGAGGAGCGAUUUCUGUUCCGACAGAUUGAGCCGAAAGAGUUCCGUAUGUUCCGUUGUGUAGUGAGGUAUGGAUACAAAGAUGCGACAGAGGAUCCCCAUGAGUUCGAAAGGCAGUUGGUCGAACACUUGAAAGAAUUCAUCCGCCAUGAAUACUUCAUUAAUGGAGGGGGCAACAUUGAAUCAACAUUUGAACCAGAGAACUUCCAACAUUCCACUCUACCUGUAGAGAAGGAUGGAAAAGGAAAACGAUCAACAACAGUUCAUGUUGAGGAAUCACUACAACAGCCUAAUCAGUCAUUCAGAGCACCUCGUGUUUCAUCAGGUUCCAUCCAGUCCAUCGGCACGGGAAUCAAGUCUUCAAAUUCUUCUGCUGGGAUCGCAUCUGCCCCGGUCGCUAAAGGUGCUGAAGAAGAGAUCCAGUUCGUACAAAAGGCCAUGGAGAAAGGUGUGGUUUAUCUGCUAGGAGAAACAGAAGUGGUGGCAGAACCAAAAUCAUCCUGGUUCAAGAGACUAGUUGUUAACCACGGGUAUUCUUUCCUGCGGAAGAACUUCAGAGAAGGGGAGAAAUUUUUGGCAAUCCCACGAGCAAGGCUCCUCAGGUCUUUUAUCAAAGUCGAUUGCUGGAUUUUCUCAAAUUUCUUUGUCACCUUUUGUAAAUACAAUGUUAAUUAUGUGGCAUCAAGAAACUUCAAAACCAUUCUUAUCAUUCCCUCUAACCUCUCCUCCAACAUCCCCUCCUCUCUUCACCAUCCACUUCUUGAAAUAGCUGAAUUACCCUCUUCUCCGCCACCUUUGCAGCAGCCAGGACCCGACCCGCGUUUCCCUUCCCAUAAGCACCACAACCAGAUGGCACAAGGCCUUGAAAACCUCAUUUCAACUCGGUCACAGUAUCCGGAGUCAAGACUACCCGUUUGCGUUGUUGUUGAUGUAAUGAUGGACUGGACUCUUGAAAUUUUUGAAAAGUUUGAGGUUCCAACCAUUGGGUUUUUUACAUCUGGUGCUUGCUCAGCAGCCAUGGAGUACGCGAUGUGGAAGAUGACCCGGCAUCUUGAUGGACCUGCCGAACGCGCCCAAAGGCGGGGGCGGAUUCUGAUUCUUGAAGAUUUCGAAGAAGAUGAACAGUUCCAUAGCGCCGGUGCCUCGCAGUCCUCUAUUGGCAGUCCCAAUCCUACUGAAAACUGUGACCCAGAUGCAGAGGUUGUAGCAUUAUCACCGAGGACUUUAAUGGCAACGAAUAGGUACAUUUGUGAGGUGUGUCAUAAAGGAUUCCAGAGAGAUCAGAAUCUUCAGCUUCACAGGAGAGGACACAACUUGCCCUGGAAACUCAAGCAAAGGCAGAACACACAGGUUAAGAAGAGGGUGUAUAUUUGCCCUGAGCCAACUUGUGUCCAUCAUGAUCCAAGUCGGGCUCUCGGUGACUUAACUGGCAUAAAGAAGCAUUUCUGCAGAAAGCAUGGAGAGAAGAAAUGGAAGUGUGACAAGUGCUCAAAAAGGUAUGCUGUUCAAUCAGACUGGAAGGCACACGCCAAGAUAUGUGGAACCCGAGAGUAUCGUUGUGAUUGCGGUACAAUUUUCUCAAGGAAGGACAGCUUCGUCACACACAGAGCCUUCUGUGAUGCUUUGGCAGAGGAGAAUUACAAAGUGAACCAGAAUCUGGUUGCCACAGGAGGAAUGUUACAGAACCAAGCACAGGAGCUUUUCAGUUCAUCAAUGCCCAGCUCUGACGCUUGCUCAAAUAAAAGCUCGGUAAUGAAUCUCACGAUUUCUGGCGAGAACUCUGACAGUGCAUUGAGACCAUUAUCUUUGAACUCAUCUGGGAUGAUGAUGUCAAGUAAUUUAAAUCCAAGAACUUCGCUGCCACUGGCUUGUUUUAGCUCUUUAGACGGAUCAAACACUUCUCCUAUGGCAAUUGGCUCUAAUUAUACGUCAGCAACAGCCCUGUUACAAAAGGCUGCAGUAAUGGGUGCAAACAUCAGCGACAACUCAAUUGCCCCAAUACUCCUUAAAGGAUUUACUGGAUAUUCUACAACCAGCAUGAACUCAUCUGGGUCAGUCCCAGAGGGUUCUUCAAUAGUUGGUAGCAACAUAGGACCACAUGCUGCAGAUAUGAACGGUAUUUAUUUGGGAGAUACAGACAUGUUUGAUAAGAACUUGGAUCCAGGAUAUCCAAGAAAUUCAGUUUCUCGAACUGGGUUGUUUGAAUCUCCUCUCCUUACGGACACAGAAAAUGAAAAUGCUCCUCGUGCACAGUCCAGAGAAGCGUACGGGGAGGCAGCCAAAAAAUGA
Dovyalis caffra is the source of this 3981-nucleotide messenger RNA. The record is from the annotation of a GenBank genome assembly. NCBI's taxonomy places the organism in Eukaryota, Viridiplantae, Streptophyta, Magnoliopsida, Malpighiales, Salicaceae.